CGCUUCUAAAAUACGUGUCAGGGAGGGGAUGGCAUGGGCGUAAUUCUGUGUGGCUUUUUGGUUCCUAGGUUCCAGCAUGUCGGAGCAAAGCGAGGUGACCGGUCUGAGCGAUGAAGAAGCCUAUAGCGCCUGUGCCGACCCCGAUCCCAGAACGAAGGACUUUAUUAUGCAGCAGACAAUGCUAAGAGUAAAAGAUCCUAAAAAAUCACUGGAUUUUUAUACUAGAAUUCUUGGGAUGACUUUACUACAAAAGUAUGACUUCCCUUCUAUGAAGUUCUCCCUCUAUUUUUUGGCUUAUGAAGAUAAAAAUGAUAUUCCAAAAGAUAAUAAUGAGAGGAUAGCAUGGACCUUUUCUAGGAAGGCCACAGUAGAACUGACACACAACUGGGGCACUGAAAAUGAUGAGAAUCAGGCUUAUCACAAUGGCAAUUCAGACCCCAGAGGAUUUGGUCACAUUGGAAUUGCUGUUCCUGAUGUAAGCAAAGCUUGUAAAAGAUUUGAAGAACUGGGGGUAAAAUUUGUGAAAAAACCAGAUGAUGGUAAAAUGAAAGGCCUGGCUUUUAUUCAGGAUCCUGAUGGCUACUGGAUUGAAAUCCUGAACCCUAAUCAUAUGGUGACUUUAAUCUAGAUUAGAAAUAACAACAAGAAACCAUGUAACCUUUUUAAGGGAAAACAAUUGAUGUAGUCAGGAAAAGAGAGUAGCUGAUCCUGUAUUCUGUUUCUCCUUUCCCUACUUAAUUUAUGAAUUUGUUGUGAACUUGAACACUUUUAGUGUAAUACAACAGAAGAAUCAUACAGAUUGGAGGUUAGGGAGUGAGCAGCAGUGUACUAAUGGACUCAAAUUCCUCUCUUUUCCUUUUGUGUACAAGAAGAAAUGGGAAGCUUAAUUUUGGCUCUUGCAUGCAAUUUCCUAUUCAAUCUGAAGACAGAAUAUUCUAAUAUUUUUCUUUUGGGGCAUGUAAACCUGUGGUUUACUAUGGGUCAUUCUAAAAACCAAUAUUGUUAAGAUCUUUAUCAAGGUUUGAGUUUCCAAAUCUACAAUAGAAAAAGCAGAGCUUUCAGCUUUUUGUUUUUUAGAAAUUUACUUGUUUCUACUAAGCAGGGAUAUCUUGGGGUAGAAUAAACCUUCAUAACUGAUUUUUUAAAAUGGUGAACCACAAUUAGUACAAAUCAUGUUUAAGUGAAAUAGAGCCAACUUUUAAAAAAAAUAUUUUGCUUUGGUGCCUGAAUGCAGUCAAAUGUUCUGAAUUUUUUCUUCUGGAACACUGUUCACCAUAGAACUCUUUUUAUGGUUGGUGAAUUCUUGCUCCUAACUCCUGUUCAGUAAAUAGUGGCUGCUGUAUUUGGAUCAUUUUGAAAUGCUGACAAAAGAUCAAAAUGGCAGUUUAAGACUGUUUUUUCUGGAAGAAGAUGAAAAACAUUAAAUACUUGCAUACUAAAUUA
Thamnophis sirtalis is the source of this 1443-nucleotide messenger RNA. RefSeq names its product glyoxalase I (gene GLO1). Gene Ontology annotation, molecular function: lactoylglutathione lyase activity; metal ion binding. The record is from RefSeq and is a predicted model, not a curated record. Lineage: Eukaryota; Metazoa; Chordata; Lepidosauria; Squamata; Natricidae.